AUCAGACCUGUGCACAGCAGAUCUGUGUGCACCGUUAGAAUGGCGGUCAAGGUAUUUUACGUCAUCCUUCUUGGAUAUUUCUGUUACACAGCUGGAGCUGAAUGUGUCAGAACCUUUUGUUGUUGCCCAACAGGACCCGUUAGUGUUUCGAGAGUCUCCAACCGUCUGAUUCUUCUCUACAACGUUACUUGCCCGUGGGAUGGUACCUAUGCCAACUACGACUGCCUGAUCCAACAGGAUGGCAUCUGUAGAACGGCAUUCCCUGGUUUUAUCUACGCAAUCUCGAAGAGCCAAGACAGUAUGGAUAUUGAAGAUGUACGAGAUCACCGUUGUAACUUACAUCUCAGCUGCAGUUCUGGCACCUGCGUAGGGAAUGAUAACUGGACAGGUCAAUACCAAGUGAGCGAUGCUAGCAGAGAAGUGAGAACGAGGUCCACAUUCUAUCCUCUGCUCGUGAUCAUUGCCAUAGCUGCUGUCUUGUGUAACUAUGAGGGCGGGUACUAAUUCAGUGAUAUGCUGGACUGGUAGUAGAUGAGUUGUGUGACAGUACUACGACCAGAACUGGUCGUUUCCAAGAAUUAUUAGAGUUUUCAUGCAGUGCUACAAGUGGUUUGCUUGUUGUAUUACCUAUACGUAUGCUAUAGUUAAUGAAAUUGGGCUUGCUGGUACUGUACCUAUCAGUAUGGUGUACUAUUAGACGUACACAAGUCUUGUUGGUACUGUACGUACAUUCUGUUGCUUGUGUGUCUGGUUUUAUGUUGAGAAGUUUUGAAUACAUGGUCAGGAUGUAUUGAUUUUGA
Molecule: messenger RNA, 800 nt
Organism: Corticium candelabrum
Lineage: Eukaryota; Metazoa; Porifera; Homoscleromorpha; Homosclerophorida; Plakinidae
Exons: 1
Coding region: 40-504 (154 amino acids)
Source: RefSeq, a predicted model, not a curated record